AUGCAGAUUGCAACGCUCGCGCGGGUGGCCAUCCUCCUGGCGGUGGCCACUGCAACGACAAGCACGUACGCCCUGCUUCCUGGCGAGUGGUACCCGGACGGGAGCACGGAAGCGCAGGUGUCUGGAACCGCUGUGGACUACAUUGACCUUGGAACAGCACAGUACAACGCGCUCAUCGACUUUGAGGAGUUCUACCUCAACUCCACGGGUACGUCGAGUCCAGUGACGUUUGCGAGCAGCACGUUCCGCCUCAUGACGGAAUACCUGGCGGAGAAGCUCACGGCGCUGGCCUUGGAUACCCCCGACACCAUCGUCAUUGUGCAAGGCUUCGCUCCACGCCCCACAAACCCAACCCGCCCGCCGGAGCUCACCGACAUUGGCCGUGGCCUGCACAUGCGGUAUCUCAACAACGGUAGCCUCACCAACUUCCUCUCCGACUUGGCAAACCGCAGCAUCGAGGCCGGGUUUGAUUUCGUCGCCAUCCCGGGCCAGGGCAGCUACGUCAACGUCAGCGUGCCAAACGUCAACUGCGGCCGAAGCGCGGUCGACCUGCUCUUCAUCCUCGAUGGCUCCGGGUCCAUUGGCUCCUCAAACUUUGAGACCAUGCGCCAGUUCACCGCCACCGUCACCUCGUUCUUCGACGUUUCGCCCGACACCACGCGUGUUGCACUCAUGGUGUACUCGUCAAGCGUGACGGAAAUCUUCGACUUCAGCUAUGUCCUCUCCAAUACCAGGGACGAAAUCAUCACCACCAUUCGCAACACCAACUACCCAGGCGGCGGCACCCGCACUGGAAGUGCCCUCGACUACGCGCGCACCAACAUGUUCCUCACAUCUCGCGGCGCCCGCCCGUCAUCAGCUGGUGUGCCACGAGUGGCCAUUGUCAUCAUCGAUGGCCAGUCUGGCGACUCUGUUGCUCAGCCUGCCGAGAACUUGCGCAAUGAGAACGUCAACAUCUUCGCCAUCGGCAUCUCUGGUGCGGAUGUGAAUGAACUCAACAUGAUUGCAAGCCCGCCCAUCACGAACAACGUCAAGUUCAUUGACACAUUCCAGGCGUUCAGCCAACUCCCCGCAGAAAUUUCCCGCGCAAACUGCGAGCAGCCGGCCGUUGUCAGUGCCACCGAUGAGAUCCAAAUCAACGACACGCAGCCUGGUGAGAUUCGCUUCUUCCGACCAAACCCAGUCAACCUCUUUGACAACGAGACGUACGUCAUUUGCUACGACGUGUUUGUGAGCGUGACCUCGCCCAACCCGGGGCCCUUCAACUUCGACUAUGUCAUCAUGAACGACGAGCCCCUCAAGACACUCAAUGUGCGCAAGACAUCCAGCCAGGUUGUCUCCAUUGCCGUGCGCAGUCGCCUCACCCUCCUCGGCCGUCGCCGCGCAGAGGACACCAUCAGCUAUCGCCUCCGCGUCUUCAACGACCUGUUCAACGGGCCAGCCUCGCACACCAUCAUGGUCACGCCCGCCCGCAACCAGCGUGGUGCCCCCAUCUUCGACGCGCCAGAGGCCAUCAACUUCCCCGGGUACAGCUUCACCUAUACCCUGACAGGCCCGGGCAGCAGCAUGUUCGACAUUGACGCCAGCACGGGCCGCAUCACCCUGCGCGAUCCACUGCCAGAUGGCACGCAGCACGUCGUCACGCUCACGGGCACAUCCGGCAGCAUUGUGGGCGGCCUUGCGCUCAUGGUCACCACGGGCCAGCCCACAGCAGAAGCAGCAACAGCACCAUUCACGGAUGUUUCUGCGACUGCGCACGGCGACCUGCACAUUUUGACCACUUCGGACGCGCGGGUGUGGGCACCAUGCAGCACAGCGGCUGACAUGGGUGCCCCAGCGGUCGCUCCUUUCCCAACUCUCUUCGUGGGGGAGGUGGACCUGCUACACGCACUGCGGAACAUGUCUAAUGUCGCGCGCAGCAUCAACACGUGGGCCAUGCAAGAGGAGACACGGCUGUUUCCUGCAGCCGACGAAGACACCCUGCUGCAACUCCAGGAUGCGAGCAAAGCUGCAACCACAUGGGCAGCUGCUUCCCUCAUGCCAGCGUGCACACCACGAUCGAAUGAUGCAGCUACCCUGCCGGAUCACGCUGGUUGGCUAGAGACGGCCGACGAUGGCACACUGCAUGUCGUCACCCAGGGGAGCUUGCGCUUGCACAUCCCUCGCACCGGCACGCUGCGUGUGGGAGAUUUCGAUGUCGUUGCCGCCUUGGUCAAUGCAAGCAACACGCUGGAUCGGCUGCGUUUUGGCAUCACCGAUACCUUGCCAUCGUCCUUCACAGAGUCGUUCCCAGCCGAGGCAACAGCCAUCGGGCUGCCACUCUCCAACACCCAUGAUGGCACCGAUCCCCCUGCCUUCGCUUCAACCGACAGCCUGCCAUUCACGGGCAUCGCUGUUGAUGACAACAGCGGCGAGCUGCACAUGUACAGCGAACGGGAUGUGUGCUUCCUUCACACCGCCCACGAUGGCAGUGCAGAAACAGAUGCUGGCGAUGGUGGAGCACCACGUGUUUUGGUUGGUGGCGUGGACAUCGCUGUCGCUGUCAUGAACGUCACGGCCUUGAUCAACACCAUAGCGACGCCACUGCAAGCGCUUCUCGACGAGGCCAAAUUGACGCUCGACUGCAGCGACCCUGCGUCACGCAACCCCAUACCCACCAGCGGCGUGUCACAGGUUGGAAGCGUCGUCAACUGCUGCUGCCCAGAGCUCACCUCCCUCCGCCGCGUGCUCGGUGACGUGCAUAUCGCCACGGCUGCAACGAGCGCCGAUGUUGGGGCGCUGCAAGACGUGCUGGGGAGCAUUGUGCUGUCCGGUGGGCAGCUUGCGUCAAUGGACUUCGGUGCGCUGCGCACAAUUGGCGGGCACGUGCGCAUCACAGGGGCGCCCCUGACCUCCAUCAACCUCGGUAGCAUUGUGUCGAUCGGCGGUGAUCUUGACCUGCGUGACAACACGGCUCUCACCUCCGUCUCCUUCGGCGACAUCACGUCCAUUGGCGGGACAGUGCUACUGCCACGUGACACGCCGGGCAUUGGCACGGUUGACUUCAGCCACGUUCGCGUCAUCCAUGGCGAUGUGGACCUGACACGAACCGACACGACGCAGGUGCUGUUCGGUAGCCUCACGCACGUGGGCGGCACGAUCACCAUCGCUUACAACGCCAUCACCAACGUUGACUUUUCAGACGUGAGCCACGUUGGCGGCGAUGUUGUGCUGAUUGGCGACAACAGCCUCGAGAGCGUGUUCUUCAACGCCCUCACACGCGUGGAUGGCAGCUUGAUCGUCCAGGGAUGCACAGCGCUGUCGCAAAUCAACACGUGGGAGCUGCAUCACAUUGGGGGUGAUCUGCGACUGAGCAACAAUGUCAUGCUGCUUUCCGUAUCCACAGCUGCACUGCGCACCAUUGGUGGGGACUACGAUGUGCGGCACACUGCCGUGAGUGCCGUCACCCUCACGCAACUCACCAGGUUGGGCGGCAUGCUAUGGGUCGACCAUGACCUCUUCACGACCAUCAACCACGCUGAACUGGCGGCGGCUGGUGGCGGUCUCGGCGUGUGCUGCGGCGGUCCGAACGUGGACACACUCAACCUGUUUCCGUUCCUCUUCCCCUAUGGCAUUGGUGUGGACUCCAUGGCGGGGUUGCGGUCCCUGAGCAUCGACAGCAGGACGGUGGUGAACGGUUCGCUCGUCAUCACCAACAACGCCGCGCUCACAGCAGUUUCGUUCCACAACGCCAUCACCGCCAUCAACGGGCAUGUUGAGAUCACCUCAAACCCGAUGCUGGCCUCUCUCCAACUGACAUCUGUCGCCCACAUCCGUGGCGACGUGACAGUCACGCGCAACGCCAUUAUGAGCACGAUUGCGUUUCCGCUCCUCACCGCACACAACCACAGCCUUAUUCUGGAGUACAACGACUUGGCUGCCGUCGACAUUGGCGAGCUCACGUACCUGGGUGGCUCUCUCAGCCUCUACCGCAACAACCUGGGCUCGUUUGCCUUGACCGACCUGCAAUACAUUGGCGGUGACCUGAGCAUGGCUUACAGCACCCUCACCACCGUCAGCUUCGGUGCGCUGACGUCUGUGGGCGGGUACCUCCAUGUCGGUUACAACCCACUUCAGCGCCUCAAUUUCGCCAACAUCACGCGAAUCGGUGGAUACGUGGCUGCGCAGGGGGCGGCGCUGAGUGCUGUCGAUUUUGGUGCACUCACAAGUGUCGGUGGCAUCCUCAACUUUCGCGCCAACGUGGGCCUAACCUCUGUUGACUGCCACAGCGUCACUGCCGAAUGCAUCGCCUUCAGCACCGCGGCCUCCCUCUUCAACUGCCCUAAGCCGUGCGAUUAG
Salpingoeca rosetta is the source of this 4338-nucleotide messenger RNA. RefSeq lists its product as uncharacterized. Lineage: Eukaryota; Choanoflagellata; Craspedida; Salpingoecidae. Bases 1 to 4338 code for a protein of 1445 amino acids. The transcript has 7 exons. The record is from RefSeq and is a predicted model, not a curated record.